GAACUAGCACUCGCGCAACGGAGGGGAGGGGGAGACGCAUUCUCACCGAGUACACACACGCAUUGGCUACAUCUACUGUAGACAAAUUCGUGUUUCACUGAUGUGUCUGUGUAUCCGCUGUAUAUCUGUUAAAACCAUUUCAUCAUAUGGCUGAGUUAUGUUUAGUAGAGAAAUGACAUACAGUUUCUUACACGGUAUUUUUUUCACGUAAUUUUGUCUUAUUUCCCCCCUGUUUGUUAUUUCGAGGCCGUUAUUUUGUCGUCCACCCCCCCUCUCUCUUUUUCUCUCCAUCUCCCUUUCCUCUCUUUGGGAGUGCGACGGUCUUCGAAUAAGCUUCUGAAAUAAUAAGCCGGCAGUAGCCCAACUAUCAUGUCCUCCUCAGUGACUGCUUCCUGUGAAUAAGAGGACCAGAGCGAGAGCGUCCAAUCACAAUCAAGAGCCUCCACCAGCACAUCUUUCCAGUGAGAAAGAGAUAGAGGCCAAAGAGAGAGAGAGAGAAAACGAGUGCAGGAAGGAGAGGGGGAGAGAGUGAGAACAGUCGAUGGAUGCUGUCCGGAUUGAGGGGACAGCGCAUUCUUCAUUAACGAGGAAAAGAAAGAUUUCAAAAUGGAGUCGAAGGAUAGAAACUCGGCGGCAGGGAUGGUUUGUGAGAAGGGGAUCCAGAUCCUCCUCACCACCGUGGGGGCCUUUGCAGCCUUCUGCCUGAUGACGGUUUCUAUAGGGACGGACUACUGGCUGUACUCCCGCGCCUCCAUCUGCAACAGCACCCGCAACCACUCAGACGACCCCCACAACAAGGACAAGAAGGACCCCGGAGCCCUCACCCACUCUGGCCUCUGGAGGAUCUGCUGCCUGGAAGGGGUGAAAAGGGGAGUGUGUUCUCAGAUCAACCACUUCCCUGAGGAUGCUGACUUUGACCAUGAUGGACCAGAGUAUGUUCUACGUAUGGUCAGGGCUUCCAACAUCUUCCCUAUCCUCAGUGCUAUCCUGCUGUUGAUGGGAGGGGUGUGUAUCGGUCUCAGUCGCUUCUAUAAGCACAAGAGGAACAUCGUCCUGGGAGCAGGCAUUCUCUUUGUGGCUGCAGGUCUGAGCAACAUCAUCGGUGUGAUCGUGUACAUCUCUGCAGCGUUGGGAGACAUCUCCCCUAAGAAGGACGAGGACAAGAAGUGGCAGUACAGCUACGGCUGGUCCUUCUACUUCGGAGGCCUGUCCUUCAUCAUGGCUGAGAUGGUGGGCGUUCUGGCCGUCAACAUCUACAUCGAAAAGAACAAGGAGCUUCGCUGCCGCUCGCGCACUGACAUCUUCAAGGGGACCACGCACGCCAUGCUCCGCCUACCCAGCUACCGCUUCCGCCGUCGCUCCCGCUCCUCAUCCCGCUCUACUGACCCCUCACGCUCCCGAGACCCCUCGCCGGUGGGGGGAGGCGGGGGGAAGAACUUUGGCCUGCCCCCCUCGGCCAUGCUCUCCCAGGGGCCCAUGUCUGUGGCCACGCUGCCCAACCCUCACUCUCGCUCCCACACCACCCUAGCGGGGGGUGACAUCUCCCUCUACACUCUGUCCCGCGACCCCAAGCUGGCUGGCCUGCCCCCCAUGUACGGCACCGUGGACCGCGCCACCCUCUACCAGCUCCACAACUGCUUCCCCAAGGACGGGGGAGGAGGGGGAGGAGGGGGUGUGAUGAUGAGCGGCACACUGCCCUCUCUGAAGUCCCACAACCCCUCGCUGUCCCAGAAUUCCUCCAACUCCAACGCACCCAUGGGCAACUCGGUGGGCUCGGGGCCCCCACCCUUCUCCUCGUCCACGGUGGAGAGAGAACGAGGGAUGGGAACGUUGGACAGGCUAAAGGGAGAUAGAGAGAGCAACUCCAAUACGCUCAACAGGAAGACAACACCCGUGUAGAGAGGAGGGGGGAGGGAACAGGGAAGGAAGAGAGAGAGAGAUAUAGAGAGGGGGAUUGGGAUAAAGGAGUAUUAAAGGGUAUUGAGAUAAAGGAAUGGAGAGGAGAGAGAGAAUCUUUUUCACUGUUAUAAUUAGUCUACAGUAUCUCACUGAGAAACAAAAGGAAACAAGUAAUAACAGAACGUGAUAAUUACAACAAUAAUGAACUUUCACAACAAAACUAUUUUACUAUUCCAACGCACUAGAAAUCAUUAAUUUUGUUAAUGAUCCAACGCGAUGAACCUUGGGCUACUAUUUUAAACAAUCCAUUUUCUUUAGUGCAAUACUAACUCUGAUUUAACAAGAUCAUAUUUGACAUCAAUUGUUGUUGUGAUUAUUAUUAGCGUUAUUACGAGCUAGCUCUGUUUGCAAUGCUAUCGUUUUAGAAUGAUGAUAUGAUUUGUAUAAUUUUACUCUGAUUUUGGAUCCUGACGACGUUUACUGUGAAUUUCUUAAACACAGACACGCUGGUAUGAUCAGUGGGCUGUGUAACUGUGUCAUUGGUGUCAAGCAUGAGUGUCUACAACGUAUGAGAAGACGAGUGUGUAUUAUGAUUUAUAUGAUUUCAUUAUUAUCUAAUAAUAAUAAUGAUAUAUAAUAUAUUAUUAUUACUAUUAUUACAAUUUGUUCUUUGGUGGAGUUCAGUUCAUUUAUUUUUACCUCUAUUUUGAUUUUCUACCCCUUGGUUCUAACACACAGUUAAGUUGUGUGAAUACUGUACAUUGUCUUCCAAUAUUGUAACUGAAGGCUACAAUAAGUGAGUGACUGAGGCAACUGAGCAACUUCAGUGUUAUUCUGAGUCUGUUUUCUAUGGGCCGAUGUUAGUCUGAGUUCCAUUCUAAUCAAUGUUAGCAGUAGUCGUAGCUGUAGUCGUGUUGAAGAUGUUUGUUUUCUGGGCAUUAACAGAAACCUCUGUCUUGAGGAGAAGAAGAGAAACUGAUAUAUUUGUACAGAGAAAACAGGUGAAACUUGUCACCUGGAGAAAAGAAGAGAAACAUUUAUUCAUUAUUUUCUACAAGCGAGAAACCCAAAAUUAUUCUUUAGAACAGACACAACAGACAUGCUAUCCAUCCAUUAUUAAAAUGAAAUUGACAAUGAAAAAUGUCAAUGAAAUAAAUGUGUGGACGGAGGUGGGGGGUUAAAAUACACUACAGAGAACUUUUGAAAUGAAACAUGUACAUUGUAAUUAACGCAUACCUAUAUUUGCAAACUCUAUAAAUACUUUCUUUAGGACCUCUGGUAUGAAAACAGGGUGUGUAUUUUGGGAAGGGGAGGGUGAUGUGUUUUUGAUCCUCUGUAUGGGUACAGGCUAACCCCCAGUUCUCAUGGGGUGCGCUGCCUCUCCCCACCCUGCCCUGCCCUGCCCCACCCUCGCUUGGCCCCGCCCUGCCCGUUUUGGGCAUGUCUUCUCCUCUGUCACAUGACCCAUGACAGAAUCACUAUGGAGACGAACAUCCAAACCCCACCCCCAAAGAAAAAACUCUCACUGUGCUUCCCACGUGACCCUUGAACCUUGAACUUUGACCCCUUCCGUUUAUGUUGAUGAGAAUGUAUACACGUGUAAACAGUCUCCUGCACCUCAUUUAUUGUGUGAUGGCAGAACUGGGAUGGACACUAUUGGACACCCCGCUACAUUACAGACUGGGGAAAGGAAAUGAAAACACCUGACGCUUCCACAUUCUUUUGGAUUUUACUUUCUUCUUUUUAUUUCAUUUGAGAGAAAAAAUAAUAAUGUGACGACAAAACUGCACACAGAUAGCAUUUAUGUGGGCAAUAUGAAUACUAUGUAGUUGAGAAUUAGAUAUAUCUAGACAAAAUGAUUAUGGUUUAUCUAAAUGUGUGAUAAACUCAAACACUGUAUUGCACGAAGUUUAUAAAAAAAAAAAACAAUAACAGACCGAUUUACAGACUGAGGAUUUUUUUCUUUAAAGGAGUGACAGCAUGAGAUGAUCAAGGGAUGGCGAGAGAGAGAGAUGGAGGGAAUGACAGAGAGAGAAAGAAUAGAAAAAGUGAGAGUUGGCGGGAAUGACAGACAGAGAGAGAGAGAGAGAGACUUGACACAACUUUAGACCAAAGGUAUGAAAACAU
Messenger RNA from Oncorhynchus gorbuscha (pink salmon), 4026 nucleotides. RefSeq names its product voltage-dependent calcium channel gamma-4 subunit-like. Gene Ontology annotation, biological process: positive regulation of synaptic transmission, glutamatergic; regulation of AMPA receptor activity; calcium ion transport. The coding region runs from base 607 to 1899 and encodes 430 amino acids. The record is from RefSeq and is a predicted model, not a curated record. The transcript is spliced from 6 exons. Gene Ontology annotation, molecular function: channel regulator activity; voltage-gated calcium channel activity. Lineage: Eukaryota; Metazoa; Chordata; Actinopteri; Salmoniformes; Salmonidae. Gene Ontology annotation, cellular component: AMPA glutamate receptor complex; postsynaptic density membrane.